UCAUAUUCAGUACCAUGCACAUUAAAGAGGUGGAUAUAAUGCAUGGCUGGUACUGAAUAGCACAUUCCUUCUUCCUAAAUCAGUUUUUACCUUCUUCUGUCAAGCUUUGAAGUACUGAUCAUCUAAGAAAAGUUGCCUCUUUAUAUCUUUGUUUGCCUUGUGUGAUAUACUUCAUCUCACCAUGAACGUGUGUUUAAUAAGUUCGUGAUCUCACCACUGUUGUUUUCAACUAUGUUUCGCAGUUUUGAUUGGCACAAUACAUAAUGUUCAUUUGUUUCAAAGUUUACUUUCAAACAAACACCAAGACAAAAACGUUUUGAGUCGGAUACAAAUUUUCUCCUUCAGUUCAUUAAAGGCAGUUUGUUAACGGCUUGCAAUUUCCCAUCCUACAAUUCUGUUAAAUCUACUUCAUUACUUUCUCAAUCAUCAAGCAAGUUUUUUUUUUUUUUUUAGUGUUUGUAUGCUUUUAAGUCACAGACCUGAUUCGUUAUUGCUAUAGUUCAGAGGUUCUUACUUUACUGAGCUUCAAAUAUAAACGUCUAGAUUUUACAGUAAAGCGGAAACUUUAGAAAUAUACGAAAUAUCUAGAGUAUGGCAAAUGACAGACAAAGUCUUCAUUGAUAGUUUGGAAGUUGGUAGACCAAAUACUCUGCAGGGUGGUUGGUCAUCGGAGAUUUCUAGUCGAGAACCUGAAAAUAGUCCAUGCUGCCAUCUAAACACGGAGCUCGCUCCCCGGACAAAGGGACACUACUCCUUUGCGACCAAAGUUAAGCAGACGACAAGUACAGAUAAGAUUUAGAAGCCUAUGAAUACAUUCACAAAAUCGUAUUGUUCUUCUACUUCAACAUGGAAUCUUUUCUUGGAUGUUAUAACGAGAAAAACUAUGCAGACAGGGAGGAAACAUUGAAAAAAGUGGAAAUGGUCUGCCUAGAAGUUGUAUUAUCUAUCGCCCGAGGAGAAUUUCCUAAACUCAGAUUUUGCAACAGAGCCAGCUGGGAUAAUGUUAGUUUCAGUGAAAAUGGAGCAGUUAACCUACCAGAAGUCAAGAAAAUGGUGCAAAUACGGCUGGAUAGUAAACGAUCAAUAAAAACAUUUGCAUUCAUGAUGAAAGUUUUGAGCAUCAUAUACAGACUUCUUCAAGAAAACAAGUACUGCACAAAGAGGGACAUAUAUUACCAGUAUCCAGGUCUCUUUGGAUCUCAGUCAGUGGUUGACAAUCUGAUUGACAAUAUUGCUUGUAUGCUUGAGGUUCCAAGAUGGAAACUGCAUGUGCUGGCAACAUGUAAAGGUCUUGUAGCAGGAAACCUUCAGUUUUAUGAUGAAUAUGGCCACCACAUUGACUGUAACAAGACAAAAAUGGGAGUUCAGAUUCCAGCUCAUGAGAAAGACAUGCUAUACAUGCAUUCAGGGGCUCGUUUUGUCUUGAUUGUGGAAAAGGAUGCCACUUUUCAGAAACUACUUACUGACAACCUAUGUGAAAAUUUUUUUGCCAAGAUUAUCAUCAUCACUGGUAAGGGUUUUCCUGACAUAGGUACCAGACUGUUGGUUCAUAAACUGUGGGAAACAUUCCACCUGCCCACCUUUGCUUUGAUGGAUGCAGACCCGCAUGGUAUUGCCAUAAUGCUGGUGUAUAAGUAUGGUUCAAAGGCACAGGCUUUUGAGAACCACCAUCUUGCAGUUCCUGCUAUCAAGUGGUUAGGCAUUCUUCCCACUGAUAUACCAAGGUACAGUUUCCAGGUCAUUGUUUCUGGUAGUUUGAGGCCUGCUGGUUUCAGUCAGAUUAGCUAUUGAGGAGAAUACCAUCAUACAACAAACAGAGGAGGACUUGCAAAAUCUUUUGGGCAUGCUGAAUCGCCCCUACAUUCUCAUUAACCGAAAAAUAUCCGAGCAGGUAAAAUGUUAGAUACAUAGGAUCUUCUUUCAUUUUCAUAAUGAUUUGAAAGGUUACAAUACUCAUUAGGGCCUGUAUAAAAUAUGUAGCCUCCGUCUACCCAGGAAAUUUUUCUUACUUUAUUCACUGGCAUUGUGGGUGCUGAGAUAAGUCAUUUCUGAUCAGAAGUUUCCUGCUAGUGUGCUUAAUGCACAGACUUAUGGAACUACUUUUUAACAGGGGUGGGUGAGUACACCUUUUUAUUAACAGAAUUAGACUUCCGUGUGUUGCACAUAACAAGUAACCCUGGUGCAACCCAAUUAUGCUGUUAAUGUCAAGGCUGGAAUUCACUUGACACCUAUAACCUAUUAGCUUGCCAAGCAUGAAAUGUGCUUCCACCAUGUUGACCCUUAUAGCAGGACGAACCACGAUUGUGGCUUUGCCAGAAAAGCAAGGGGAAGGCAUUUUUCAUUACAUUUAAGUUCAUGCUUUCUCCUUUCUAAAAAUGUAAAGGUUUCUUGGUCUAAUGUUUAACUUGAGAGCACCAAUAAUAAAAACAUCACCCACUGUCAUCUUAAGUUAUUAGCCAUUGUCUUUGCACACACUUAUAUGCAGUGCUAAUCGUCACUGAAGGUGUUUCUUACAGGCUGACAAAUUCCAGCAGAGAUAUUUGGCAUGUCAAAGUAUAAUUAUGUACUUUACAGCUAUUACAGAGCUUAGAGUGUGGGCAUAUCUGUACUAUAACAUGACUAUUGAUCAGAUUUCGGGUACAGUUAUCGGUUGUGAAAUAAACUACUUCAUUCAACAAAUUUUUUUAAUCAAAGUUCAAAAUAGCCUCUCAGCUGUUAACAAAAAUGAUUGCAGAUUGAGACCAUGAUACAGCGUGGCGUGAAAGCAGAACUGCAAUGCUUGGACUCUAUCCAUCCAUCAUACCUCACCAACAUUUACCUCCCCGGCAAGAUUCAGUCCCAAGACUGGAUCUAGGUAUGUGUUUGAAAUCUAAAAUUUUUAAACACACAUUGGUUUUAUAUAUAUAUAUGGGGCAAUAUUUUACAUGACUUGCAUAAUUUUGCGAACAUGAUAGCCAUUUUGUUUUAUGCAAAACAGGAACUGUGAAACUUGCUUUAUCUAAAAUUGUAAAGAAAGAGUUGCUUAAAUACAUAAACAAUUACCAAUGAAGUUGAUAUGUAGACAGAAUUAUCUGCUAUCAAGGCCAAUAUUAAGCAGCAGAGGUCAUCAGAUACACAAGCACUAUUAAGCCUUCAAUGUUGCUUAUCAUCUCAUAUAUUCAAGACCUAGAACUGCUUUCACAAACACUUUGCAGAUCAUAAGAAAUUACCAGUUUACCAUUUCAGGAAAAAAGCUCUCUUCAAUCAAGGAAAGUAGUCCCUAAUAUGUUUGACAACGUAAAAUCUCU
This is a messenger RNA of Pomacea canaliculata, 3287 nucleotides long. RefSeq names its product meiotic recombination protein SPO11-like. Gene Ontology annotation, cellular component: nuclear chromosome. The transcript has 12 exons. Gene Ontology annotation, biological process: meiotic DNA double-strand break formation; meiotic DNA double-strand break processing; reciprocal meiotic recombination. Gene Ontology annotation, molecular function: ATP binding; DNA topoisomerase type II (double strand cut, ATP-hydrolyzing) activity; DNA binding. NCBI's taxonomy places the organism in Eukaryota, Metazoa, Mollusca, Gastropoda, Architaenioglossa, Ampullariidae. The record is from RefSeq and is a predicted model, not a curated record. The coding region runs from base 847 to 1791 and encodes 314 amino acids.